AUGCCCCGGAAUGAACGCAGAAGACGAAACGCGAAGGAGAAGAAGAAAGGAGAAAAAAAAAAAGGAAGAAAAAGAUUUAGCCGUCCGAUUCCAAUUCCGACUUGGGUGUACGUUGGAGGAGAUUUGGGUGAAGUUAUAAAAAUCCAGAAAGUAUCGGUAGGAGAUGUGGUCGGUGUACUGAUAGAUGUUGCAGAACAAAAGCAAAGAAACAAACGUCAACAACCGACCUCUUCCAACAUUAUAGGAGAUCGUGUUCAAGAGAUUGUAAUCGUAACUGAGGAAUUGCUACCGACAAGACUGACCUUAUGGAAUGAAUUGGUGGACGCUGAAGGAAAAUACUUCACAUCCAUUGUGAAGGAAAGACCUAUCAUUGCGGCCCUCCACCUGAAAGCAACACUAUAUGCAGGAAUUUCGUUGUCUGCAAUUUCCAUGGCAAAUUUUAUUGUUGAUCCUCCAUAUCCUGAAGCUGACAAUCUAUUGAGCUGGAAACUCAAUAAUAAGGUAUGCAUUGAUGAACUCGUAAUCAAAAAACCAUACUUCAACACAGCCGAAGGAAGCCCGCUAGCUGUAGUAACUCUCUCAACAAUUGCAACCAUGUCACAAUCUACUCGCCAAGGUGAGUACAAAAUCAAGGGAUGUUUGUCAAUCAAAGUGGAUAAGAAAGUGCAACUCCACUACAACGCCUGCGAUAAGUGUUACACAUCAACUCCAGCACCAACAGCACGGCAGUUUUUUUGUUUAAGGUGCAAAUCUGUCCAAUCGUCAGAGCAAAAAUUGUUGAUCAGACAGGAUCAAUUACCUGCGUUGUUUAUGACAAUAUAGCGCAACAAAUUCUGAACUUUGACAUACCAGAGUCAAAUGAACUAGGACAACAGGAAAUCAUUUCACUAUGCAAUCUGCGCAAUCAAGAACUUGAAAACCAAUCAUACCUCUUUCACAUAAAGAAAAAGGCCGCCGCACCAUCCCAAACAGAAACACAUACUUACACACUUAUGUCUGCUUCCAAAGAAAACAAAGAUAAGGAAAUUGCUGCCGAAGAAACAUUGUCAAAGAACCACCCUAUUGUACCCAAACACACUGGGAUAACACCUGAAAUGCAGGAGAAGGCAACCUGCACAACUGCUACCUUAGAAUCAUCUGUUCCUGGUAAAUAUGCAAAGAACUUGCUUCCACUGUUCAAUGAGUUGGAAUCUAUCAAUGAUCAGAAAUCAAAGGAUCAAGCAUCAACGGUCAAGAAUUCUGUCGCUCCACCGAAAGAAUCCAAAAAAUAGUUGUCAAGCUUUUCUACAACAUCUUCUGUUUUGUACUACAUCCAACUACUAAACUACCUACCUUUUUGUAAUAUUACUAUCCGAUGUGUACAUACAACAUUUUGAAUAUCUAUCGGCUACAUAUAUUUAUCAA
Molecule: messenger RNA, 1404 nt
Organism: Andrographis paniculata
Lineage: Eukaryota; Viridiplantae; Streptophyta; Magnoliopsida; Lamiales; Acanthaceae
Exons: 12
Coding region: 1-822 (273 amino acids)
Source: RefSeq, a predicted model, not a curated record